CGUGCUGUAACAAAGCAGAGUCACUCUCUCUGCCUGCACUGAGAAACCUAUGGUAUUUCAUUUGAAAAGAAACCAAUAGUCAAUUGAGGUCAUCAUCGAAGAUAUCUCAUCCAUCCUCGACUGCUUUUUAAAAUCUGACAACGAAUAGCAUAUUUUUGAACGAAAUCUCUUCACAAACUUGAAGCUGAAACAAGUCCUGGUCCGACCUGAGAGCUCAGGGAUUAAUCAUGAUGUCAGUCUUGCAAGUAGCCCUGCUCAGCUUGGUCCUGUUAGCAAGGACCACUGUGGCAUUUCUCUCCAUCGGGGGUGGGAUUUCCUCUCAUGUCAGCAUCACAGGAACGGCUCUGUUGCAAGAAGUGUCCAAGGCUUGUGAGAUGGUAAUCAAGGAAGCCGGUCACGAGUUCAAACCCACGGGUUCAUCUCCUGAGGAGCUGGUUCAGGCCUGUCUCGGACCCACAGCAACAGGACAAGUGUCAGGGGCCAAGUUUCACACUGCUCUUCAAGAAAUCUACACCCAGAAUGGACUGGUAGACCGUGACUUUGUCGCCAGUGCUCCACACCACUUUAACUCAGAGACGUUCCUAGAGGGACGUGGCCUAAUCACGAAGGGCAUGGUGGCCAUUAAGGCGAACAUUCGCAAGGAGAACUUCCAGGCUGCCAGAGAAACACUGGGCCGUGUCCUUCACACACUACAGGACUUUUACAGCCACAGUAACUGGGUGGAGCUGGGAUACACAGAGCCGUACAUCAACCUCUUACGUCCAGAUCUGCCACUUGAAAACCUGGCAGAUGUCAACACUCCGACCUGCACUGACUGUGAAAGUGGAACAUGCCCCAACUCCAUCCUUCCCGACAUCCUACAAGAAAUGAAACUUACAUCAGGCUACAUGGGAGUCUUCUAUUCAUCCAAGCCUCAAGGUAAAUGUAGUCAUGGAGGUGCAGGUGACCUGUCCAGCACAACAGCUCCCCGCGGUGGCAUCAGCAAAGAUGAGCGUCGCUUUGACAACGUGGCCCAACACAAUGCUGCUGUGAAUAUAGCCACAACUGCAAGCCAACAGCUAGUGGAGAACAUCCGCUUAGCUGUCGGGAAUGAAGAAUUCCUUAGAACGAUGGGAAUUGCCCGCUCAGCUGUUGUGUGCUUUGUUAUUGACACCACAGGCAGUAUGUCUGAUGACAUCGCCGAAGCCAAGGCGGUUGUCAAUGAAAUGAUUGACAGCAAAAAAGGAACGCAGGAUGAGCCUUCUGAGUACAUCCUGGUGCCCUUCAAUGACCCCGAGUUUGGACCCAUGAUUAGAACAUCAGAUCCUGAUAAAAUGAAAGAAGAAAUCGCGAAACUCAAACCAAGAGGAGGGGGCGAUAUGCCUGAGAUGUGUCUGUCAGGAAUUCAGUUGGCUCUGACUGGCGCUCCAUCUGGCUCUCACAUCUAUGUUUUCACUGAUGCUGCAGCGAAAGACUCUGAACUCAAGGACACAAUUAUUGCCCUCAUCAGGCGCACCAAGUCAACGGUGUCAUUCUUCAUGACUAGCUACAGUAGGAGGCGCCGUCGCUCAACCACAGGUGGUGCCUUUCAACAAUACAAGGAACUGGCUCUGGCCUCUGGAGGCCAAGCCAUCCUGGUGACCAAGAAAGAGCUGCCCCAGGCCACAAGCAUCAUCCGUGAUACGUCUACUUCAGCCCUGGUGACUAUUCUUCAGCGAUCAGUGAACCCUGGCAAGACCGAGACCUUCAGCUUCAUGUUGGACGAAUCUCUUCAAAACAUCACCAUCUACAUCACAGACGCUGUUGUUUUCUCACUGACCAACCCUACAGGUGUGAGCCAAUCCAACACUGAGACCAGUGGUAAACUGGGGACAAUUCAUACAGUUGGCAACCUGAGGAGGAUUCUUCUCAAUGCUGACAACCACAAAGGAAUCUGGAAGGUCAAAAUCGAAUCCCGAGAACCAUACACAGUUAAAGUCACAGGUCAGAGUAUCAUCACGUUUAUCUAUAACUUUGUUGAAAAGUUCAAGGGACCUCACCCAGGUUAUGCAUUGCUGAGUGGGCGUCCACAAGCAGGCCAGCCUGCCACCCUGCUGCUUUCAGUAGUGGGAAAGAAAGGUCCGUCCUCUAUGACUGUGGGAAACAUUGGCCUGAUAACUGUGUCUGGCCCUGAGGCUGUGAGCAACAGCACACUGACAGACCUGGGCAAUGGAGACAUCCUGGUGACUGUUGAUGCGGUCCCAGACGGGGAAUUUUUGAUCAUUCUGAAUGGAGAAGACACAGAGUCUAAAAGUGCAUUUCAGAGGCAGUCCACCACCUCCAUGUCCCUGUCCAAAGUGAACAUCCAGGCUGUGGUUGCCAGCAACAUGGAGCCAGGAAAACCGUUAGAGCUCCCAUUCAGUGUAAUGACCCAGGGACCUGGUGGUCAAUACUCCAUCAUCGCCAAGAAUGACAGAGACUUCCCCAUGACCUACCCAAGCAGCCUCACCUUGACAACUGGAGAACUCAUCAAUGAUACGUUGACCAUUACACCACCAGCCGGAACACCAUCAGGCACUGAUGUCAGUCUGACUAUGGAAGCCAGAUCAUCCACUGGUGCCGACUCCAAUUAUGUUGUUCUAAGAAUGUCUGUUGUUACCAAGAUUACAGAUCUUGCUCCGCCUGUGUGUGAAGGGGUUAAAGUGCUGGCUAAUGAAUGCCCUCAAGACAUGUCUGCAUGUGAACUUUUCCAAUGGGAGUUCUCUGCCAACCUUACAGAUGGAAAUGGCACUGGGAUAGAACGCAUAAUCUUGCGAAAGGGUAAUGGAACCCUCUCAUAUACCCCCCUGAACAAUACCAUCAUCCAAACAGAAUACAACGCCUCCUGCUGCUCACAGAUUGUUGAGUUCAUAGCUGUGGAUGAAGUGGGCAAUGUGGGAAAAUGCUAUCACUCCAUUGUUCGUUCCAGUGGCCAGCCUGCUUUAACUCUGUCAGUGUCACUGUGGUUUUGCCUGCUGGUGUCUACCUUGGUAGUAAGACCCUAAAGGCUUCAGUACAGGUUGCUCAAUGUUUUGUGAUUGAAAGCUGCAGGUAUUGGAUGCAGUAAUAAUCUUUAUCCUAAAUUCGUUGCAAUGUUCUUCUGUCAUAGAGUGAAACUUUCGGCUGGUGAUGGUCAUCGUAAAGUACUUAAAUAAAACACAAGAACCAAUAAAGUAAAUAUUCAUCAACCACUGCUUUAAGAAACAUUUUAAUGUUUAGAUUAAAAAAACAAGAUAUGUGCAAUAAAAAGGUU
Paralichthys olivaceus (Japanese flounder) is the source of this 3250-nucleotide messenger RNA. RefSeq names its product von Willebrand factor A domain containing 11 (gene vwa11). Lineage: Eukaryota; Metazoa; Chordata; Actinopteri; Pleuronectiformes; Paralichthyidae. The record is from RefSeq and is a predicted model, not a curated record.